AUGUAUCGCACUGCUGCUUUGCGAAAGGCGACGUACAAUGUUGCUGUGGUGGGCGGCGGGCUUACCGGUUGUCUUGUCGCCGGGCGUCUUGCGAUGGAGAAUGUGACGACCGUCGUUCUUGAGGAGGGUGACGACAUCCGAAAGAAGCCGCGGUGGUACCGAAACACUCCCUGCAGUCUCCUUAUUCACCGUUUUGCGAGGCGCAACUAUGAGAGUUGUGAAAAUGUGACGACGCCGCAAAAGACGCACAGAGCAGAGGACACGCCGGUGCCUGUGACGAUUCCCACCCCACGAGUACUUGGCGGGGGUGGCAUUAUGGGCGGCCGUUCGUGGAACCUAGGUGAUCAAAAGGAUUGGGAUGGUGCGGGGUGGAGCUUCCGCGAGGAGUUGCUCCCUCGAGUGCAGCGGCUUGAAAACUUGGAGGAUUCUCCUCCGCACCGUGGACGGCACGGCAAAUUUUUCAUUUCACGCUCCAAGGCACUCUCUCCUUUUUUUAAGUCAUUUUGUGAGGCGAUGUCAAAGGACACGGCUCUGACCCCUGGGUUUAAUCGAAAGGAGUACCAUGUUCGCCCCGGUUGCGGGCGUGCUGAGACAUUUGUAGACCAACGAUCUGGAGUUGCUCACACAACCCUGCAGAGCUACUUGAUGGAUGCUAUCACCCUUAAGCGCCCCCUGGAGGUCGUCUGUAACGCGCGGGUCAUUGGCAUCAACGCAAAAGACAACGAUAAAACGACCACCACGGGCGUUUCCUAUGUGUUGCCCAAUGGUGAGACCAGGUGUGUUGACGCCGACACUGUCAUUUUAUGUGCUGGAGGAAUUGGGACGCCGCGCCUGCUUGCCUCUUCGCAGGGAACACUUUCUAUUGAUCCCGCCGUGGGCACAAAUUUCUGGGAUACACCACAAGUCAAUAUGCAGUUUCGAACCCGCAUUCCGCUGAGCCACAACUGUUUCAUGGAGCCUCUUGUACAGAUGUGCGUGGGGCUGAAUCUCAUGUAUGGCAAGCCUCUCCCUGCGCUGUGCUCUGCGUACGAUGACAUGAUAUGUUAUUGGUCUAGCACUGGGGAUCAAACCCCAGACGUGAAAUUUAUUUUUCAACCCUUCACGAUGAACAACGACGGCUCCACUCCAUCAGACGGGGCGCAUGGGGUGCAAAUCAUUGCGCAGCUGUUGCGCCCCAAGAGUCGUGGUUGCAUCCGUGCCGAUGGAACGAUCGACCCCCAGUAUUUGACGCACCCGGAUGACGAAAAGGCCCUUCACAGGGCGGUUGCGCAUAUAAAUAAGCUGGCCACAGCGCUUCCGCUCUCAAACAUUUUUACUGGUGUGAUUGGUGAACGCUUUGAGUCCGCCAGCAUCUACGGAGGGGCGUCAUUUCCCGUCUUGAACCCAGCUACAUUUAGGGUGAAAAACACAAGCAAUGUUUACGUGUGCGACGAAAGUGUCCUGCGAUCUCCGCUAUUGGGCGAUUCACUGCCGUAUAUGCUGGCGCUGGGAGGGAAGUUUGCCGAUGAAUUUCUGCGCAAACCUGACGUGCAUAGCAAGAGGGAGGCUGCAAACAAGGAAAUGAACAAGGCGCGGAUUAUUUACUGA
Molecule: messenger RNA, 1587 nt
Organism: Trypanosoma rangeli
Lineage: Eukaryota; Euglenozoa; Kinetoplastea; Trypanosomatida; Trypanosomatidae
Product: putative choline dehydrogenase
Exons: 1
Coding region: 1-1587 (528 amino acids)
Molecular function (GO): oxidoreductase activity, acting on CH-OH group of donors; flavin adenine dinucleotide binding
Source: RefSeq, a predicted model, not a curated record